Messenger RNA from Aspergillus homomorphus CBS 101889, 3000 nucleotides. RefSeq names its product phosphatidylinositol 3-kinase VPS34. NCBI's taxonomy places the organism in Eukaryota, Fungi, Ascomycota, Eurotiomycetes, Eurotiales, Aspergillaceae. The transcript has 2 exons. The record is from RefSeq and is a predicted model, not a curated record. Gene Ontology annotation, cellular component: endosome; cytoplasm; phagophore assembly site. Gene Ontology annotation, biological process: phosphatidylinositol-3-phosphate biosynthetic process; phosphatidylinositol-mediated signaling; endocytosis. Gene Ontology annotation, molecular function: 1-phosphatidylinositol-3-kinase activity. The coding region runs from base 104 to 2812 and encodes 902 amino acids.
AUAGCAUCAUCGCGAAUUACGCUAUCCCUGAGUGAUCAAGGCUCGCCAUGAAGACUGCUGGGGGGUGAACUGACUUGAUCUCACUCGGCUCGCAAUCCUCAGGAUGGAGGCAUUUACCUUUGCCGUCUCCACCCAGGUGGACUUCCCCAUCCACGUCAAGAUUGGUUCCCUAGAAGGAAAGCAGAAGGAAAUCCCAUUCUCCGUCCUCCUCAAACGACCCGACCUCCGUCACCUUGGCUCCGCCCAAAAUCCUCACUCCGAUCUCUUUGUGACCGUGCAAUUGUGGUCCGAAUCCAAGCCGCUGGGCGUACCUUUACAGACCCCCUACAAGGCAUUCAAGUCCGCUCGAUCAUGGAACGAAUGGCUGCAAAUGCCGGUUUCGAUUAAGGAUGCCCCCCUCAAGAGUCAACUAGCGAUCACGGUCUGGGACCUAUCUCCCUUCGGUGGCGAAGGAGCUCAUGGUCAUUACGUACCCUUCGGUGGAACAACAAUCCCGCUAUUUGACGCAGACGGGAAAUUGAAGAUGGGCAGACAGAAAUGCAAGAUUUAUCGCCAUCGAGCCGCGGAUGGUUUCUCUUCCACCACGACCCCCUCGACACCGCCCCCCAAGCGUCGGAAAGGAAACGCCCCCGAUCCGCUGGGUCCGUCGUCGGAAGAACUAGAAUUGGAAAGGGUGGAGGUGCUGAUCAAGAAGCACGAGAUGGGGGAGCUACCGCGCAUUGAUUGGAUGGAUCAGAUGGUGUUUCGGCAGCUAGAGAGACUCAAGCUCAACGCGGAGGAAGCCGCGAGGAAACGAGCCAUACGAAUGAAGGCAAUCAAACACAAAAGCUCCGACGGUCGAAUAGAGGACGGGGAAGACACUGAUGAAGAUAAGGUGGACGACGAGAAAUUCACUCUCUACGUUGAAUUUCCCCGAUUCGAUCAUCCCAUCGUCUGGGCCGAUCAUGAAUAUCCGGCACCGCCGAUCUCGUCAUAUUCACAGAAUGCCCCCAUCAACACAAAUACUCCGCUAAAGCCCCCUCCAGAGGUCCGAUUCGGCCCGGGUAUUGAAGGUGCCGACGGUAGUGGUGUGAUAAGAAUAUACGACCCCGAAGUCGGACAAACAGGGAACCCAUGUGAGGACAAGCACAGAAGACUGAUCCGUAGCACCCGAACGGGCAUCAUGGAUCGGGAUUUGAAGCCGAACCCCAAGAUCCGCGAUGAACUCAACGUGAUCCUAUCGUACGAGCCCACGCAAGAUCUAACGGCAGAGGAGAAGGAUCUCGUGUGGCGGUUCCGGUACUACUUGACGCGCGAGAAGAGAGCACUCACCAAGUUCGUCAAGUCGGUCAAUUGGCGGGAUGUCGGGGAAGCGCGCCAGGCAGUGGAGAUCCUCCCCAAAUGGACGGAGAUUGAUGUGGAUGAUGCGCUCGAGCUACUCGGUCCGACAUUCGACAAUGCCGCAGUUCGUUCAUAUGCAGUGGAGAGACUCCGCAAGGCUGACGACGAGGAAUUGCUUCUAUACCUUCUGCAACUUGUCCAGGCUCUGAAAUAUGAAGAAAGCCCCGAGGGCAACGCGGGAGACGCUGCUCACGAUUCAUCGUUGGCUAAUUUCCUCGUCACGCGUGCCGCCAACAACUUCAAGUUGGGUAGCUACCUACACUGGUACUUAAUGGUCGAAUGCGACGAUACUGGACCAGGUACAUUAUCCGCACAGCGCAGACUAUUCGCGAGGGUAGAGUACUACUUCAUGACAGAGCUGGAACAGGUGUCACCAGAAAAUCGCAAGACGCUGCUACGGCAGGGCGAGCUAGUUGUCAUACUCACUAAGGUUGCGAAAGACGUCCGGUUCUCCCGCGAUAACCGCGUCCUCAAAAUCGAGAAACUCAAGAAAUACCUCAAGGACCCGAAGCAUGAACUACUCCAGAUCGACCCCCCAUUACCGCUUCCCCUCGACCCCGAAAUCAUGGUAACCGGCUGCUACCCGGAAGAGGCCAACGUCUUCAAAUCCUCCCUCUCGCCAUUGCAAAUCGUCUUCAAGACCUCAGACGGCCGCAAAUACCCCAUCCUGUUCAAGGUCGGCGACGACCUCCGGCAAGACCAACUGGUCAUCCAAAUCAUCAUCCUCAUGGACCGGCUCCUCCAGAAAGAGAACCUGGACCUCAAACUCACCCCCUACCGCAUCCUAGCCACCAACGCCACAGCCGGAGCCGUGCAGUUCAUCCCCUCCGCCUCCCUCUCCGCCAUCUCCGCCAAGUACAAAUCCGUGCUCGCCUACCUGAAAGCCAACAACCCGGACGACAACGAGCCCCUAGGCGUCCGCAAGGAAACCAUGGACACCUACAUCAAGUCCUGCGCCGGCUACUGCGUGAUCACGUACCUCCUCGGCGUCGGCGACCGCCACCUGGAGAACCUGCUCCUCGCGCCGGACGGCCACUUCUUCCACGCGGACUUCGGCUUCAUUCUAGGCCGCGACCCCAAGCCCUUCGCCCCGAUGAUGAAGCUCUGCAAGGAGAUGGUCGAGGGUAUGGGCGGCACCACCUCCCCGCUGUACCUGCAGUUCCGGGAGUACUGCUUCACGGCCUACACGACGCUCCGCAAGUCCGCCAACCUCAUCCUGAACCUGUUCAGCCUGAUGGUCGACGCCAACAUCCCGGACAUCCGCGUCGAGCCCGACAAGGCCGUCCUCAAGGUCAAGGAGCGCUUCCAUCUCGAGAUGACGGAGGAAGAGGCCAUCCGGCACUUCGAGCAGCUCAUCAGCGACAGCGUCAACGCCGUCUUUGGCGUCGUGAUCGAUCGGUUGCAUGAGUUCGUGCAGGGGUGGCGGGCUUGAUUUGGCCUUUCACUUUGUUCUUCUUGCCAAUAACCUCAGAGUAACAUAAUCAUCAUAACAUAACUUAAUCAUGGGAUUCUAGACACUAUUUGGGUUUUUUUGUGCUUGGGAUAGGAUGCUGGAGUUCGGUUACUACUACUACUGCUACUACUUACCUAUGGGGCAGGAAAGGCGCAAAGAUCCUGCAU